ACACCAUCAGUUUUGGUGCGUUUUUCCUGCCUCGGUGAAGCAUUUUCGACAAAAGUGGAAAUUUUCCUCGGUGGCGGGCGCGAUUUUUCCGGGCGGUUCGGGCUUUUUUUUCGCGGUUUUCGGUGGCUCGCGUCGCGUUUGUGGGCUCACGAGCCUGCUUUGGAGUUGGAGCCCGUUUUCGGGAGCCUUCGUCGUCGUCGUUCGGUGCGAGAGCAGCUGAUCGUCCGCGUGUGCGUUUUUUUUCUUCUUUCUUUUGUGCCGCGAGUGUGUUUGUGUGUGACGACCACGCGGGGGUGUUUGUGAAGGCUUGAAGGCGCCAAUCACGGAAAGGGCACACGACGCGAUCGAUGGCGCCGUGUGGUGCCCCCGGGGAGCGGCAAUGUCGGUCAAUGGCACGAAGCGACCGAAAGGGGUUUAGGUGAAUUCACCUCACUUUUCGUGUGCUAAAGAAGAGUAGUUUCCAGGUGGGGCAAGAGAAAAGGGAGCGGGGGUUAAAGUGACGGGUUCGCACACCUCUCUCACUCGGGCUGUUGUUUAUUAUCGUGAUCAAGUGUAAAAGUGCGCGCUGUCGUAGCUUUUUGCAAUGGCGAAAAGAAAUGUGAUCCCCGUCCGUCACCUCCGUAGCACCCCUCCGAAUCCGUCAAACGUCGCCGUCACGGCGAGAGAGCAUCAGUAGCAGAAGUAGUAGCAGCAGCAACCGCGGGAGAAAGAAGCUGAGAAGCACACACUAGUCGUAGUGCUCUGUAGUAAAAGUGUAGUGUGUUGUUUGGCACGGGGGCAGAACAACACGCACGCACACGUUGUGGUGCGUGCUUAAGCAACACGUUGAUUGCUGAAGAUCGAAGUGAGGAUUUACUGCAGUUAUGAAAUGAUUUGAGUGGUUGUAUGAAAAAAAAAUUAAAUGUGUUUAACGAAGAGAAGAAAAUGUAAAGGAAGUUAUUGUGUGAUAAGUGAUUAAAUGUUGAGUUGAAAGGCAGUCACCCACCGAAAUCUCAUGCCAAGUGCAAAGCUUGGUGUCCCAAGGACACAUCAGUGAUGUUCAGUGUGUAAAAUCAAGAGGGGCGAAAAGGGGGAGGAGUGAAAUCCGGCAGCCGCAGUGGCCCCCCAGAAUGUGUCCAGUGGUGCCGCGGGGGCCGUCAGCCGAACGUACGGGCUGAUCUUUAUGCUGCUGACACUUUUGCUCUCGUCGGCGAGUCCCCUAGCGGUGCCAUCAGCGGCACAGUCUCAGAAUCAUCACCGGAAAAGUGUUGUAGUGCCGAGUAGUUCUAGCGUAUCAUUCCUGGCCGGUCAACAAAUGCAGCAGCAGCAGCAACACCAUGGCGGAGGUCAGCGGAGAACUGAGUCGGUUCUGCCGAGUUGGCCGGACACCCCACCGGAUCUGUACAACAUCACGCUCAGCGCAAUGAAGCAGUACAUUCGAAGCCAACUGAACUCUACCCGGUUCGCGAAGGGACCCCGAAAGCGAUCCCACCACCACUUCUCGGACGCCGACCUGGACUUUUAUCAGAAGCUCAAAGAGUUCAACAAUACCCAACAGUCCGGAUUCGUUCCGCACCCCGUACUAGGUUUUAGCAGCAACAGAUCGUCUCCGCCAUGGCUCAAUCAGUCAAAUUCCGUCCGGGAGCCGGUUGGGGUGGAGUUACCACUCAAGGAAGAGGAGCGGAUGGUCCCGUGCGGGAUCGUUCCGGAGCAGUCCCGAGCAGCUGCCGCCGACGCUGGUUCUGUGGACGCGGUUGGUGGUAGUGGCCAGAAGGAAGAAAACGUCCUUAUGGACGAUCCUCGCGAGUACAUUCCGAGGGUAUCGUCUGCGGGUGGCGUCUAUCAGCACCGACCGGUGGCGAAAACGACCAGCUGGGAUGCCGCCUUCGUAAGACAUAAAGGAUACGUGUACUUCCUGCUCUCGUUCUCGCUGAUCGGCAUCGUCGUGCUCGGGCUGUUCGGUGCGUACCGGUGUCUUCGCGUGGCCACCGUCCUUGGCCGCGGCACCGGCACCCAGACGUCCGAGGCACUGGCCACCCUGCCCAUCCAGUUCAUCACCAGCGACGACCUUGCCGCAGCAGUCGCAGCAGCAGCAGCAGCAGGAGCAUCCAUAAACGCCGACUCGAACCAUCUGCCUGUACCCAUGCUAUCGGUACAGUCGCCCGGCUGCGCGGGGAUGGAGCGGCUUGGCGUUCCUGCCCGCAGUUCGAUUGGAUCACCACCACUCCGAGAUGAACGAAAUCGACGAUUACGAGUGGACAGCGGCACCUCCGGCACCGCCGCCGCCAUCAACAGCAACUCUUCCACCAUCUAUCAACAUCAUCCCAACGUGCACAGCCAUCACAGCCAUCAUUCAGCAGUAGGAAACAGCAGCAACAGCACUAGCAGUAAUUUUAUGAGCAUUCAUAACCACCACGCCCAGUUCCACCAAGCGACGACGACGAGCCGGACGACUGACCAAAAGGACACCGGAAGUUCUGGCGGCAGUUCGAGCAACAGCUAUCUCAAGGCGGCCAGCACCGGGAGCAGCAGCACCAGCAGUAGCUUCUACGGCACGAUCAACAACAACAGCAACAACCUGUGCAGCGCCAGCACCAUCAGCAGGUGUCCGCACCACGUGGCCCUGCCGGAUGGGGAACGGGGACCGGACCGGGACCUGCAGAUACGGUCGUCCAGCCAGCAAUCGGAGAUCCCCCGCACGUACGUCAAGGCCCCGCCCAACAAGACGGUCCGCGACGUGCCCGUCCAGCACCAGCAGCACCACCACCAUCCGUCAUCGUCCGUCGGUGGCAUCGGCUCGUCCGUGUCCUCGUCGGCGUCGUCGUCCAUGAACAAUCUCACCAGCCAGCACGCCCGGUUCGGGGGCAGCGGCAGUGGCAUCAGCCUCGGCAACCGGGCCCUGGUCAACAGCAUGUCGACCAUCGGGUCCAGCCAAGCGGCGGCAGCUGCGGCCAAGUCGGACAAGCAGAAGAAAACAAUCCUGUGGUUCCUCGCAGGUAACAAAGCGUCAAAAACGUCGGCUAGUAGUCAUAACAAUAACAAUAUUGGACCUAACAGUAGCAGCGGCGCAGCUGGUUGUAACAAUAAUACUAUAAGCUAUCAAACGCGAAGCAAUCCGACGGCGUCGUCGGCGUUGGCCGCGGCCAGUAUGAGCGGGAGUCGGAGCGGGUUGAGCUCGUCCAGUCAUCUAGCAGUAAGUGGAAUACAUUCACAUAAUCAUCACUACCGGCAGUCGACGGCAUCGACGGUUCAGCAGCGGCACCAGCCGACCUCGUCGAUUCCGAGUAGUGCCAGCGGAAGUAGCACCAACAGCAGCAGCAGCACCAGCACUCCGAUGUCGGUGUCGGCCAGCCCGAGCCCGGACACGAGCACGCACUACAUGUGACAGGACGGCCGACCCGCGCCGGACAGUUGAAAUGGUGCACACCGUGAAGAGGUGCUGCUGCUGCUGCGGCGCCAGCCGCUCUGUCCUUCCGACGAGUCGUGUGACGACUCGUCGGAUUCGGCCCGGAAGGUUCCGCUGCAGGACGUCGGCGUCUGUCACCGUCGGCGUCGGCCCCGUCUGGGCGGCUGCCCCGUGGUGGCACUCGAGUGUGACGACCGGCUGUAGAUCGGACGUCGAAGGAUCUCAGAUCAGAUUGUGUUUGCCUGUAGCUAGAGGAUUUAUUUUGGUUCUUUCUUCGUUGCUGGUGAUGAUGACGAUGAUUAUGGCGGCUUGGUAAAUAUUGGUUCCGCGUCGGCAACCCGCUCCUUCUCCUUCUAAGCUGCUUAGUUGCAAAGGGAAAGGUGAGGCGUUCUUUUUUCUCUUUUGAAAUUGAUUUGAAACUUCUAAGAACAAAAAAGCAAUGAUUGAUGAUAAUUGAGUCUGUCGCACCCGCCAUUUCGACGUUCCGAGAAAAAAAUGCGUUUUAAUGUUUGACCUUGAAUAAA
Culex quinquefasciatus (southern house mosquito) is the source of this 3909-nucleotide messenger RNA. Its product is annotated as mucin-5AC. The record is from RefSeq and is a predicted model, not a curated record. The coding region runs from base 1163 to 3364 and encodes 733 amino acids. The transcript is spliced from 8 exons. Lineage: Eukaryota; Metazoa; Arthropoda; Insecta; Diptera; Culicidae.